This is a messenger RNA of Eleginops maclovinus (Patagonian blennie), 3360 nucleotides long. It is a transcript of the gene mipa, whose product is annotated as major intrinsic protein of lens fiber a. The coding region runs from base 367 to 1158 and encodes 263 amino acids. Gene Ontology annotation, cellular component: plasma membrane. Gene Ontology annotation, molecular function: water channel activity. Lineage: Eukaryota; Metazoa; Chordata; Actinopteri; Perciformes; Eleginopidae. The record is from RefSeq and is a predicted model, not a curated record. Gene Ontology annotation, biological process: water transport; transmembrane transport. The transcript is spliced from 4 exons.
CCCUGCUCUGGUAAAGAGGCUGAAUGUCUGCAGGACAUGCUUAACGUUUGUCUAUCUAUGUUCUUCUACUAAAAACCAGCGGGGUUGGCCCAUAGAUGCACAGAGACUGGCAAAUUGCUCCACUCAGGAGCUUUUUAUGACAGAUAUCAGAAUUCAGAGCUGCAGAUUGUUCACCGUUGCAUGUUGAGCAGUUAACUAGUGGUUGCAUUUAGCUUUAGGAAGUCAGCUUCAGUUCUGUUUUUUAUAGGUUUCAUAGGUUUUCACUGUUGUGGAGAAAGAUCCUCUCCUUUAAGUUGACGAGGUAGUUUUUCUCCUAACUUUUCAUCCCUCCAUUGCUUAGAGGUCGCUUUUUGAACUUUUGCCACCAUGUGGGAGUUCAGGUCCAUGUCUUUCUGGCGGGCUGUGUUUGCCGAGUUCUACGGCACCAUGUUCUUUGUAUUCUUUGGGCUGGGGGCAGCCCUCCGCUGGACCACUGGGCCACUUAAUGUUCUUCAUGUUGCCUUUUGCUUUGGGCUGGCGGCUGCCACCCUCAUCCAGUCCAUUGGCCACAUCAGUGGGGGACACAUCAACCCAGCUGUUACCUUUGCCUACCUGAUUGGCUCCCAGAUGUCGCUGUUCCGCGCUUUCUUCUACAUCGUGGCCCAGUGUCUCGGAGCACUGGCCGGUGCUGCUGUGCUCUACGGAGUCACACCAAACAACAUGAGGGGAAACCUGGCACUCAACACGCUGCAGCCAGGCAUCAGCCUGGGCAUGGCCACCACUAUGGAAGUCUUCCUCACCCUGCAGCUUGUUGUCUGCGUAUUUGCUGUGACUGAUGAGAGACGCAAUGGACGCCUGGGUUCUGCUGCCCUGGCCAUCGGCUUCUCUGUACUCAUGGGGCAUCUUCUAGGGAUGUACUACACUGGAGCGGGAAUGAACCCAGCAAGGUCCUUCGCCCCUGCUGUCAUGGUCAAGAACUUUGUCAACCACUGGGUGUACUGGGUUGGACCCAUGAUUGGAGCUGCCUUGGGUGCUCUGGUGUACGACUUCAUGCUCUUCCCCCGUGUGCGCAACCUCUCUGAAAGGCUCGCUACACUGAAGGGCAUCCGGCCCCCAGAGGCUGAGGGCCAGCAGGAGACCAGGGGGGAGCCCAUCGAGCUCAAGACACAGGCCCUAUAAGCCUGGGUAGGAAGAUUGGCUUUCUGACCACCCCCUCCCUCACCCCUUGCCCCUAUAUCUGCACCCUCAGCUCCCGGUCCAUCCUUAGCCCAUUCAGCGUUUUGGCGCACUUACCUCCUCCCCGCCUCCACAAAUGCUAAUAGCAUCCCAAACACCUUUGUUAUCCUUGUUCUGCAUCCAGAACUGGACCUACUGAAUUACAGUGAAGCGGAACCCAAAGCCCUGACAAUCUCGCCUGAUUUCCCCUCCACCCACCCUUCCUCCUCCUCCUCCCCUUUGGACUGCAGGACAAAGAUGGAGGGUUAGAAGAACACUUGCCACGGAAGGAAGCAUCCUGUGCCGCGUGGUGUGGGGAGUCAGUCACUCCUGGCUGACCAGGUGGCUAUAACUGCUCAGGACAGGGGCCUCUCUCGCUAUUUCCCUUUCUUUCUCUUUUUGUUUUUUCCCUAUUUUGUAGUCUGCUAGGAGUGAAGCUACAGUAGAGCAGUGGACUUCUGCAUGCUUUCCCAUUUUGAUCCGGUGUGAUCUCGCCCUUCGUUACAUUUUGUUUAAUGAACUUUGGGUAAAUUACAUGUACGUAUUGUACUUUACCAGUAUUUAUUUGGCUUUUUUUUUAGUUUUACGUGUGUGAUUGUUUGAGACAGAAGGUGGGUGUGCAUGCAUAUCUCUGUGCAUGAGUAUGUGUGUGUGCUUGUUUUAAUUGAUCAUUUUUAUUUUUCACUUUUCAUUGCCGAAAUCCUUUGUCUGUAUCAUGAAUUUUUCUUUUAAGCAUGAAAACAUAACUUAGGGGGAAAUGCAGCCUUUUUACAUACUGAUACGGCAUCAUUUCACCAUGUUUAGAAAUAUCCUCUUUUUAUAUCAGAUAAAAAUAAAUCCUUGGAGUCAAUUCUGAAAGCCAAAUUUAUUCAGUUUGGAGAUUGUGUUUCAUAUAGUGAAGCACACACACAUUCAUAUUAAAAUAACCCCUAAACAAAGCUAUCUGGUCGUUCCUGAGCUCAGUCUUCAACUAGGUAGAAUAACAAACACUUUAAAUGGUAUAAUUGACAUCAACUGUGUUACCUAUUGCCUUAUAUUUGGAAAUCUGCAGGUUUGUACCACUCUAGACAACUUUAACAAUAUUUGUUUUGGAUUAUAUUUUAAAUGAUUUUUUCUGCUUUUAGAGCAGGGCUUAUCACAGAUUCCUGUACAGCUGUGUGAUAGUUGGUUUGCUUUUACUUUUGCGUGCCUGCCAUGGAAAAACAAUACAAGCAAACCUUACAAGCUGUCAUGAGGAACACGCUUUUUCUAAUUGAAUUGUGUUGUUUGACACAACCGAAGGUUCUUUGUUACAUUAACUUGAGGUUAGAAAUGAAAGAUUGCAUGAGGUGUGGUGGCUUGUUGAUAGUGUUGGCAAACACCUGGUGCCUUCUCUUUUCUACACUGAGUUUGGUGGCUCUUACGGAGUGAGAUCGUUUUAUUGGACAAACUCCUCUCUGAUAUUUGGGUGAAGAGAGAAGGUCACCGAAAGAUGAUGAAAUCAUUAGUGUGUUUUGUACAGUGUGAUUACUGUACACCUUUAUUUUCAUACAACCCACUGAAGAGAAUUGACUCUGAAGUUGAAGCUCUACAUUGGCCUGGCAUCCCCUCUCUCUUCCAUCCCUUUUUCAUUCACCCUACCUCCUCCCUUUAUUUAAAAGGCAGCCAUCUUGUUCUGCUCUAAUGAGGGGACAUCCAAAGCUGCUGGGAUGGAGGGAAGGAUACGGGUCACUGAGAUAUGUUAGCAUUUUGACAAAUUUCCCCAGAGCAGUGUUUGAACCAGACAUGUCAGCUGAUUCGCUUUCUGCUUCCUCUACAUAAUCUUUUUUUUCAGUGUGAUUUCCCUGGCAGUGGUUGAUUAGAAUUUACAUUUUAGUGACAUGUUAAAAUUAGAUUUAUUGUUGUAAUGGAAAAGCUUUGUGAUGUACAGUGUAAAGUUUUCUUUCUUUUUUAAAAUCAUUUCAUGAUUGUUGAAACUGGAUGGAUAGGAAAUAUACAAUGCUAGUAAUGCAAUGUCUCUCUUUGGCUUAUGGUUUAUGGAAGUGAUGCAGUUUAUGUCAUACACCGAUAUGCUUUCACUCAAUGGACAGGCUUUCUGGUACCAGGCAUACCUUCCCGAUCAUAAUGCCAUUGAUUUAUCAUUUUUAUAUGUGAAAAAAUAUCAGAAGAUUCUUAUGUUUCCAAUCA